Messenger RNA from Anthonomus grandis grandis, 595 nucleotides. RefSeq lists its product as uncharacterized. The record is from RefSeq and is a predicted model, not a curated record. Bases 83 to 469 code for a protein of 128 amino acids. NCBI's taxonomy places the organism in Eukaryota, Metazoa, Arthropoda, Insecta, Coleoptera, Curculionidae. The transcript is spliced from 3 exons.
UAUGAUCUUAUACACUGCAAACGGUUCAUUAUUAGUAGCAACUGAUUCCACUAUGUGACUGAGUUUUUUUCAAAGUUCAAAAAUGGAAGUUAAAACUUGGUGCGUGAUUUAUGGGUUUUGUUUUAUAACUUUGUUGAUUCAAAGUUCAACAGGAAAUCCUGUUAAGGAUGUAAAGAAGAUUACUAUGGUUGAAUUAAGGGAUAUAGUAGCCAAAGUACCUACAGGAGAAAGGAAGGCUUUUAUUAAAGCCAAAAUUGAUUUGGGAUAUAGGAUUCAGCAGCUUGGCGAAUCAACGGAUGACCAAGAAGAAGCUACCCUAGCGGUUCAAAUAUUUAAUUAUUUCGUGGAAAAUCAGGAAGCCAUUCUUCAAAGGAAGCAAAUUACCGAUUCUAUCAUAGUAGCUGAAACCGUCUGUUAUCCAGAGCCUAUUGGUUGUAUUGAUCCGGACGAUCCUGGAAUUAGACCUUAAAAUUCAACGUUUCAGUAAAUAACCGUAUGUGAUUUUCAUGAUUACAAAAGGAAUAAUAAAUUAAUUAUAGGUGUAUUUUAUUGCUCAAAAAUAGAUGUAUUUAAUAUAUAAUAUUUGUUAAUAUAA